Molecule: messenger RNA, 1404 nt
Organism: Cavia porcellus (domestic guinea pig)
Lineage: Eukaryota; Metazoa; Chordata; Mammalia; Rodentia; Caviidae
Product: olfactory receptor 1L8
Biological process (GO): G protein-coupled receptor signaling pathway
Cellular component (GO): plasma membrane
Molecular function (GO): G protein-coupled receptor activity; olfactory receptor activity
Source: RefSeq, a predicted model, not a curated record
AUGAGGAGGGGAAACCAGAGCAGCAUGUCUGAGUUCCUCCUCCUGGGGCUCCCCAUCUGGCCAGAGCAGCAUGCUGUGUUCUUUGCCCUGUUCCUGGUCAUGUACCUGACCACAGUGCUGGAGAACCUGCUCAUCAUCCUGCUCAUCAGACUGGACUCCCGCCUCCACACCCCCAUGUACUUCUUCCUCAGCCACUUGGCUUUCACUGAUGUCUCCUUUUCAUCUGUCACUGUCCCGAAGAUGCUGAAGAAUAUGCAAACUCAGGACCAAUCCAUCCCUUAUGCAGGAUGUAUAAUACAGAUGUAUUUUUUCAUAUUUUUCACUGAUCUCGACAAUUUCCUUCUCACGGCAAUGGCAUACGAUCGAUAUGCAGCCAUCUGUCACCCCCUCCACUACACCAGCAUCAUGAGAGAGGAGUGGUGUAUCCUAUUAGUAACCAUUUCCUGGGUCCUGUCCUGCACUAGUGCCCUGUCUCACACCCUCCCCCUGGCCCAGCUAGUCAACCAAACCAACAGUGUCUCUCAGUUCAUUCUCCUGGGACUUACCUCUCGGGCUGAGGACCAAAGGCCACUCUUCAUUCUCUUCCUCACCAUUUACCUGAUCACCAUAUUAGAGAAACUGCUCAUCAUCCUGGCCAUCCGCUUUGAUGCCCAUCUCCAGAUCUCCAUGUAUUUUUUCUUAAUUUUGUUGUUCUCUGAUAUUUGCUUCACAACAACCAUCAUCCAAAUGCUGGAGAACUUUCUCUCAGAAAGGAAAGUCAUCUCUUAUGCUGGCUGUCUGACACAAAUGUAUUUUAUACAUGCCUUGGGCAACAGUGACAGCUUCCUUCUGGCAGUCAUGGCCUUUGACCGCUAUGUGGCCAUCUGUCACCCCUUCGACUACAUCACCACCAUGAGCCAGUGCUGCUGUGCCCUGCUGGCAGUCUUCUCCUGCACAUUUCCUCACCUCCACUCUCUCCUGCACACACUGCUGCUGAAUCUUCUCAUCUUCUGUGACUCCAACGUUAUCCACCACUUUCUCUGUGACAUCAGUCCCCUGAUGAAAUUGUCCUGCUCCCCCACCUUUGUCAAUGAAAUUGUAAUGAUAACAGAAGGAGCUGUUGUUUUGGAGACCCCCUUCCUAUGCAUCACUUUGUCUUAUAUACAAAUCCUCAUCACAGUUCUCAAGAUUCCCUCUGCUUCUGGGAAGCACAAAGCCUUCUCUACAUGUGGUGUUCAUCUCAUUGUGGUUGUACUCUUUUAUGGCAGCAUCUUCUAUGUGUAUUUGCAUCCCGUGUCCACUUACACUGUCAAGGACCACAUAGCAAUAGUAGUCUACACAGUUUUGUCCUCCACGCUAACUUUUAUCUGCAGUCUGAGAAAUAAAGACCUGAAACAGUGCUUAGGGAAACUCAUGAACAGAUAG